Molecule: messenger RNA, 1611 nt
Organism: Humulus lupulus (European hop)
Lineage: Eukaryota; Viridiplantae; Streptophyta; Magnoliopsida; Rosales; Cannabaceae
Exons: 2
Coding region: 314-1000 (228 amino acids)
Source: RefSeq, a predicted model, not a curated record
AAAUGUAAUUAGUGGAAUCCAUAUAAAAGAUCUUAUAAAAUUCUCUCUCUCUCUUCCAAGUUUCAACCACAAUAAUAGGAGAGAGAUGAUCUCAAGCUUAUACCAUCCAAAAAUAUUAGAACUCUUUUUUAUGACUUUACUCUUCAGUGAAGACAGAGCUGAGUAAAAGAGAUCACUUUUUCUUUUAAGGGCGUUUCCUUUUUCUUCCCAUUUUCUCUCUUACAUUCCACAAUAACCCCAAUUAUCAUCAUUCUACAAACCCUUAACUCUGUUAUUGUUCUAAGUCUCCAGAAAGAAGGAAAAAAAAGCAAUCAUGGGAUCUGAGGCAGAGGCAGAGUUUCAGUCAAUACCAAAGCUACCCCUUUUUUCAGUUCCGCCAGUGCCGUCGCCGGAGCAUUCCGGAAUGCUAACGCCGCCGCACCAGACUCAACUUUCUGUUCCUUUCAGGUGGGAAGAACAGCCCGGUAAGCCAAGGCCUUGUAUGGUUCUGGCUACGCUCUCAAAUAUUAGUGAGUUUGCGCCAAAGUGCUUAGAACUCCCACCAAGGCUGUUGCUCGAGACCAAACUGGCGUCUCCCACUACAGUCCUGGAGGGGCCCUAUGUUGUGGGUGGUCGGCCCAGGUUUCAGUCGUCGUCGUUUAGGAUGAGCGGCGAGAGUUUUGGGUCGUUAAGUACAGAGAAAGGGUCGCUUGGGGCAAUGAUCCUUAGCAAGAGAGGGUUCAAGGUCAGGGGCUGGCUUGGUUCGUGGCGAAAGAGGGUUUUCUUGAAGAGUAGUAAAGAGGUCUCCAAGGGCAGUUAUGUCUUUCCAUCUUCUGUGGACAGAGAGAGUGACAAUGGCAGUGGUGUUGGAGAGAGAACUGAGGUGAAGAUCACAGGUAUUAGAAGGAGUGCGAGCUUUUCAAGUCUGACAUAUCCCAGGUCUCGCUUCUGGGCAUCCGUAUGUGAAGGGUUGAAGCAAGCGGUUCCAUGGAAGAACAAGAAAAUGAAAAAGGGAUUAUGAAUGAGUCAAGAUGAAGAUGACUUUUCUAUGAGUGGUCUAAGUAUCUGAGAUGACCAAAAUGGUCCUAUAUUUUAUCAUGCGAUGUGAAAUGAAGAUGACAAAUACUAUUACUAUACAUGCUGUAAUGCUUGUCCUCUUCUUAUGGUGUACCACUGUGAAGUUUUUCAGUGGGUCUAUGCUCUGUAGACUUGGCUAUUUAUUUGAUGUGUAAAUUAAUGGACUAAGUCCACUGGAUUUGGGUAUUGGUAAUCCAAUUGUCUAUAUCUAGAUAUAGCAAAUGAUAUGACUCAUGUCUACUAAUGGUACAAAGUUAUGGUGCUUUAAAGCUAAGUCCACCGUCCACAACAACUUUUAGGUUUUCUUUUUCUUUGGCGUUGGUUUUGGUUUUGGCCGGUGUACAGAGUUUGAUUAAUUCAAUAUUUGAAAAGGAGAGAAGAGAAGGCGAGGGCGGGCGUGGUCACCACCACACGGCCCCCAACCCGCGGGGAAAAUACGGCACAAAGACCUCUCUCAUAGGUCACAUCCCAUAUUCCCUCCAUUUUGCUGUAAUACAAGAGAAACAAUAAUUGUUCUAUUAUAUAUGGUUAAUAUGAGGAUCUUAUAUUUAUUUA